Molecule: messenger RNA, 11361 nt
Organism: Falco peregrinus (peregrine falcon)
Lineage: Eukaryota; Metazoa; Chordata; Aves; Falconiformes; Falconidae
Gene: AMBRA1
Product: autophagy and beclin 1 regulator 1
Exons: 19
Coding region: 6362-10267 (1301 amino acids)
Biological process (GO): autophagy
Cellular component (GO): intracellular membrane-bounded organelle
Molecular function (GO): protein binding
Source: RefSeq, a predicted model, not a curated record
CAGAGGUGCUCUAGGUGGUUACCAAUGAUUUUUCCCGAUAUGCACUUUUACAGGAUUAUUCUGGUGUAGGAGACUGAUGCAACGAUAGCUGUUAUUUAGGGGCAAGCUAGUCCUUGGAGAAUCAGCUGUAUGAAUGUGUUCAGCAAGAGUGCUCGGUGCUGCUCUAUUUUCUCCUCUCUAUGAAAUGUUCUUAGAUCUUUAUAUAGAAAAACAAUCUCUUUUUCUGUAUUUGUCCUUGUUUACUGCUCCACCCAGUUUGGUGUCCUCUGCAAAUGUCAUCUGGCUUCUUCGCCUUUGCCACUCCCAUCCUCUUUCAAAUUGCUAAUGGGAAUGUUAAAAUGGGACCUAGGAAUGACCUGCCAGUAACGUAAUGCUCACUGCCAAUCCAGUACCGGACUGUUUAAUUUUGCUGUUGGGUCAGUUUUCAGAAUGUGGUACGAGGUUAAAUCCGGGCGGAUUUGAAUGUCUUAUGGGUGACGUAGGCAGCAGUACCUGAGAUUCUCUGCUAAAUUUAAAACGCUUGUUUGUAUUCUGGAAGGCUGCUGAAGUGCAGUUUAUAACAUUCGUAACUCUUCAGUGUAGCUUGCUUACUCAUUCUGUACCUGGUUUUGCUGUAGAUAACUAUUUUUUUUUUUUUUUUUUCCAAAUUGGUCUGUUUGUUUCAGCGGUUACAAAUAUCUUGUACUCAUCUGUUGCUUUGCAGCAGCGUGGAUGUUAAUGAGUACAGCAGUCCAUUAGCAUUUAGGUUUUUUCUAAUACUUGGCAUGAAGAAUAUAUUUCAAUCCAAAUAUCUGGACUUGCCUUUUCAGAUUUAGCUGCUGGGGAGUUGAUGCUGAGUGUUUACUUUGCUGAUGACUUCUUCUUAGUUUUCUUUCUUUUGCCCUUUUCUGAGUCAUAACUGACCGUCUGGAUUGUUGUUUGGUUGUUUUCUACUCUUCCAUUUUCUGUGCAGCACUUCUAACUUUUACGCAGCUGUAACAACGAGUUGUAGAGAAGGCAGGUGAUGAUACAGUCUGCUGCUAUUCCCUUGCCACAAAUUAGGCAUUUCAAUACUUCCCCCUUUUUUUGUGUCAUAAUUUCUUAUGGAACUUCUGGAAAGUAACUUUAGUAUCUUUUAUGCCAUGGUUAGCAAGCCAACUGAAUUCAAGGCUCUUACAAGUUAUUGCUGAUGUUAAUACUUACUCGUGCUAUUAAUACCGAUGGCAUUAAGGCACCUUUCCCCCCACACACACUCUAUUGAGUUUGUAUUUUUGGACACCUGAUACAGGGCAUGCCUUGUGUGUUUCGGUGUUAGUAGCCUUGCGCUAACCUAGCAAGGACGGUGAUAGACACAAAAUAUUAACGAGUUGAGGACAAAAAAUUUGUGGUUUUCAAAAGUCAAUAACAAGGUGAUGUGCAGUGGAAGAGGAUUAGUAUUAGGGAUAUUUUGAUGGAAAGUUGUUAAAUGAUAGUUGCUUAAAGAAAGACCUGUUGAUUGGGUUGCUUAAAACGAGAGAUCUUGUCUGCCUCUCAGGAUUUAGGGUUGGUUGGUAAGAACUCUGACGAGGAUUGUUGUCUAAUAACUGCUGUCUCCAGUUUUUGUAAACUGUUUGAAGGCACGUGGGACAAUGCGGUGCCAGGCCUGAGCGUGCUCCUAAUCUGUGUUCGCCCAGCUCUGCUUUCAGUGCUCUGUGAGGUCUUUCGGGCUGUCCUGGCAGGGUGGUGGUUCCUGCUGCCCUCUUCCCGGCACGCAGCACGGAUUCUCCACCUUGAGCAGCGCAGAAUUGCUGAGAGGAGUCUCCAACCUGUUUUUUGGACAUUUUCUCCUCUCGCUUUAUAUUUCUCCCACAGCCUCAGUCCAAGGCCGAGAAGGGAAAGGGCAUCAAGAAUUGGCUAUGUUUCUUUGUCAGAGUCUAAAUCUUCUUUGUCUCCCACCUCUUUAGUUCUGAUAUAUCUGUGUGUGAAAACUUUGGCUUCUGCGUAGAUCACUUCUGCUUUUUGGCUUGUUAGCUUAUUUGAUUAUUUCCAUGUGAACAGGAAAUUAUAUGAACUGCAUUUUUUAAAAUAUGUUCUUGCUUCCAGUUGCUUUUUCUUUAUUACUUGGAUAAGGUGUACAUGCCUUGAGCGCAGCCUUGAACACAUAAACGACUUUGUCUUCAUCUUGUGGAUACCUGACGCUGUUUCUGCUACCGUGUAGCGUUUGUGCUCCCAAAUUUCUCAUGGGCGUAUAAUUUCACUAGGGGGCACUUGGCUGUGGCUCUCGAGCUGGAGGAACCUUGAUGUGACUUCUAAUGUAAAUGCUGGCAUUUUGAAUUGAAAAUGCCUUCACUUUCCUGCCUAAGUGAGAGUAAUUCUCUUAAGAGGUUAAUCUGAAUUCGGUGUAGCUCUGUUUCUCUCUCUCGCUGCCCCUCAUUUCCUACUGUGUAUACAGUACUUGGCAAAAGAUGCCAUGGUCUGAGUAGAGAGCUGGGGAAACCAACUCUUCAUCUUCUGGAUCUCAGUUCAGCUGCUUGUCUUACGUUACACCUUUGUGAAAUUAUAUUUAUUCGCUUCCUGUCAUCUGGAUUGGAAUGAAUCUCUCUCUUCUCGAGAAUUCAUUAAGUUUAUGUGGCAGUUGUAAUAAUAGUCAUGAAAGUGCUCCAUAUUCUCCUUGGUAAGUGCAACUGUCAGAAUCCAGACACAGCUGAUCACUUAGUUUUAUUUUUAUUACUUCCCUUUUUACGUUUACUAUUCAUUUUCUGACCUUUAGGCGUUGAUACCUGCACAUUUCUCUUCCACUACUUCAUCAUUUUGCCAUAAAUAACUAGCAAUUUAAUGUACUUUUUUUGACUGAAAAAUUCUCUUAAGAGUGUUAUAGCUCAUUUAAUCCAGACUGGGAAGACAAAUUAUGAUUCUAAUGGCAGUCAGCUCCUUGUUGCAGUCGCAUAGGAUCUUAAAGUGGCAAUGUACUAUUGACUUCUUUGUAAUGUAGUUGAAUUUCCUGAGCUGUUUAUAGUUCCGAUUUGAAACAUGACAUUGAAUUUUUUAAUCAUGAAGCACUAAUGCAAGUUAUUUUUCUUUAGGAAUCCUAUUCUGAUUUAUAUGGAAGUGCUUAGAGUGUGGACGCAACUUAGAGCAGUGUAUCUAGUGCAUCUGUAGACGAUGUGCUUUGGAAUUACUUUCCACAGCUCUCUGGCCUUAAUCAAGGGAAAACUUCAGCUUACGGAAUAAUACUUUGGGGAAUAUCUUUAUAACUUUGAAGUCUAAAGCCAGGGCUAUGUGAUGAAAGCGCCUUCAUGGUAUUAGUUUUGGACUCUUGCACAGUUGCAUCAUAAACUUACUUUCUCUCCUCCUGAAGCUUUUUUUUAGUGGGUGUUUUUUCCAUAUGUAGGGGCACAUAGUUGAAGGGUGUGCUCUAAUUUCAGGAAUCUACAUGAUUCUAGUGUCUUAAAUUAAGUUACUUUUGCUUUUUUAAAACCAUAAUCAAGGAUACAGAAGUAGAAGCAGAGUGAAAGAAUGGAUUCUGGUUUUGCAUUUUUUGUUGUUUUGAUUAAUCACGCUUAAGAUAAUCGUUUGUUACACCUCUGUGAACUUUUUACUUUGUGGGUUAGCCUUGUUCAAAGAUUCCAGUGCUUUAUUUCCAAUUUUCUGUUCAUUUAGAUAUCGCUGCAAGAUAACUUAGUUGUGUCUGCAAAAUGUUUUCUGGGUUGUUUGUUUUUAACCCAAGAAGGGCUAGAACCUCUGAGAACAGCUGAUGUAGAAGUACCACAAAUUUGAGAAGACAAACCAUGUUGUUUGAGGAAAAUUAAUACUCAUCAGGUACAUUGUCAGACAUGCGUGUGGCCUGGUGGCUUAACACUGAACGUAGCCUGGUUCUUCCAACGCUUGUUUUAAGCUUUGAUCUGCGGAAUUAAUCUGGAUAUGAGUCAUGUCACUCAUUUUUUACUGAUUUUGUUGUUGUUAUAGCAUUAUUCAAAUUCCAGUGCUACGUAGUUCAGUUGCUUACCGAACUAGGGCUCUUUGCGUUGUCUUGCUUGGUUAGCUGAGUUGAUGCAGUGCAAAGAGGGCAAAUCAGCAUUUUUGUUUUGGUUUUGCAUAAACUUUUUUAUUUUGAUCUGUCUUUCAAGUAGAGACAUGAAAAAGGUUAGUGGGAAUGGCACAACACUUGGUAUAAAUUGCAUCAAUAUUUUUAAUGAAAUUGUUAGUAGAAUUCAGGUCUUCUAUCUGGGAUAGUGUUUCUGGGGCUUCUUAUGUGGCAUGGUUCCAUGCAACUUAGGAAGAAGUUAGCAUUGUAAUCUCUGUGUUGCAGAGUGGGGGGAAAAACUUGGAGUGUAAACAAGGAAGGGAACUAGAAAGUUCCUGGAGCUAUGAGACUGCUCACAUAUAUUGCAAAUGAUGUUUUAGGCAUGUGGGUUGUCCUUAGAAAUCUCCUGUCCGUGGGUCUCAGAACCAGGUUUUAUUGCUGUAUCAGUGAAGCUGCUGUCCCAGAAGGAGGGCCUGUGUAGUCUGCAGUCACUGGCAAGAUGACCGCUUGGCUGUCUUCAAUAUGCACAAUCUUUUCUUUGCUCUUUUGAGCUUCUGAAAGACACAGGCGUCUUGAUAAAGCAGUUUGCCUCAAAAUUGAACUAUGUAAAACACAAGGGAAACUUAUUUGUUGUAGAAAAUACUUUGAGGAAAUAGCAUGUCUUGUGACUACAGCCUGGGUGGGGAUCGCUGGUGGUGGAUUCAGGUGAAGCGUUUGGCUGUACUGCUGCUACGCUCUCUUCACACCUGUCUGACGAUCUUCUGAUCGUUCCUGGAGAACCCACCCACAUGUACAAUAGUGGGAAUGCUAAAAUUAUUGCUAAUAUUUAUGAAAUGACUCAAGCAUAUUAAAUACAAUACGAAAUGCUCUUGAACUGUUUAACAUUUUGCUGAUACUCAAAGCCUGAGAAACUGCAGUUUAAUUUGGAGUAAAUGAAACGGCAUGCUUUGUUGUUAGUGCUGGACACUUCGCUUGAGAACAGGCAUUUUGAAAACAAAAGUUUCUGACUUACACAAUAGGUAGGCCCACGGCCGGAGCUGGGAUAGUUCAGAGUACUAAUAAUCUGUUUCUUGCCUUUUCUAGAGACAAGUUUGCUUGUGGUUUUGCAGGUCAGUGGCAUGCCUCAUUGUUCACAGCAGUUUUGUUUUUGUUUUGUUGGGUUGUGGUUUUUUCCCCGUCUGUGUUCUUUUAAUACAAAGUAUACAGCCUGCACUGGUCCAUAACCUGUGUGGAUUAUAUCCAUUUUACAGUCAACGCAUUUGGGAAGUCUUAAAACUUGAUGAAGGGACUUUGAGACAGAAACCACCAGCGCAUGCUUUUCUCCCCUUUGGUCUUUUCUAGGGCAGCUUAUACAUGCAUCCUCUCUGUGGAUCCCAGAUUGCAAAGCCAGAGACAGCUUUUAUAUUUCACUUCAUGUUGCCUCUUUCUUCAUCAGUCACUUGAGACCUCUUUGGGCAGAAAAUUGUCUGAAAUCGUUGGGACAUUUGUGUCUCUUGGAUAGAACUUCUGUUAUAAAUAGCAUUUACUGAUGGUAGCUUUUUUUCUUUUCAAACACUGGUAGAGCUGUUUACUCUGUUUCUGUACACGCACAUCAGGAAAGGCUUUUAGUCUUGGACUCAGCAUGCAGCCAAGAAGUUCUUUGGAGUGGUAAUAGAUUUGUAGUCUGAGAGCUGAAGGCCACAUGAAAUAGCUUCUUUUCCCAAUCAAGAAUUGAAUAACAGGAGGUAGUACUUUCGAUACUAUUCUUUGUAUCAAAGCCAGCUGUGCUCCCAGAAUGGUGGUACCGCAUCUCCACAAAAUUUAUAGCACCAAAGAUGUUGGGGGAGGCAGGGCAUGUUAAGAGAUGGGACCACCAUCUCUGUAAAGUGGUAGAGGUUCUAACUGGAUUGGUAAACCACUGCAUGAUGCAUAAAAUAUCUUGAUAUCCUUUCUGUAUGGCGAUUUGAAUGUGCUUUUUAUUCCUCUUCUCUCCCUAUCUUUUUGUCAGUGUUUUCAUGGAGUCCUGCACCACUAUGAAGUAUUACCAGUUUGCUGCUUCACUUCAGUUUUCUAGAGGUUCAGCAUCUGUAACAGUGACAAUUACAAGGGAUAAAGAGGUGAGUCAGAGGAAGCUGGAAAAAUGAGGGACGGUCCCGGAGGGAAAAACAUCAAGUUCAAACAUGCUCGCUCAGGAGGUUCACAUGUGAAGUGUUUGCUGUAGCCAGAUUAGUUCAAGAAAUUAGUAUACAUCCGCAAAGAUUUAGAUAAGCUGUUUCAAGGUUUCCAUGAAGAUAAACAAUUGAAAUGUGGAUAGCCUGUUUGUAGCUUCGUGGUGGUUCUCAUCUGGAACCUGCUGGUGUCUUCUCCCAGUAGCUGGUGUAACGUUGGCCACUGAGAGCCAUGAAGGUUAUACCGGAGAAGAACGCUGUCCGCAUCCUGUGGGGUAGGGAACGGGGUACCCAAGCCUUGGGUGCUCAGCGGCUCCUGCAGGAGUUGGUGGAGGAUAAAACUCGAUGGAUGAAAUGGGAGGGCAAGAAAGUUGAGUUACCAGACAGUCCACGCUCCACCUUCUUGCUGGCGUUUAGUCCAGACAGGACCCUGAUGGCUUCCACACAUGUGAAUCACAACAUCUACAUCACAGAGGUGAAAACGGGCAAGUGUGUUCAUUCCUUGGUUGGACAUCGCCGCACUCCCUGGUGUGUCACCUUCCAUCCCACCAUCCCGGGCCUCAUUGCUUCAGGAUGCCUAGAUGGGGAGGUUAGAAUUUGGGAUUUACAUGGUGGAAGUGAGAGCUGGUUCACAGAUAGCAACAAUGCCAUCGCAUCACUUGCUUUUCAUCCUACGGCUCAGCUCUUGCUGAUUGCAACUGCAAAUGAGAUACAUUUCUGGGACUGGAGUCGUCGGGAGCCUUUUGCAGUGGUGAAAACAGCUAGUGAAAUGGAACGGGUCAGGCUGGUACGGUUUGAUCCCUUGGGACACUACUUGCUCACAGCAAUUGUUAACCCUUCUAACCAGCAGAGCGAUGAGGAAGUGGAAAUCUCCGUGGACAGCACAGAGAUGCCACAUUAUCGCCAGCGUGCUAUCCUUCCGUCUCAGCCUGUGAGGCGCACACCCCUUCUCCACAACUUCCUGCAUAUGUUGUCCUCCCGCUCCUCUGGCAUACAGGUGGGAGAGCAAAACAGUGUUCAAGACUCUGCUACCCCAUCCCCUCCACCGCCUCCACCACCACCACCUCUGCCUCCAGCCAGUGAGAACACAAGGGCAUCUGUCUAUAACAGGCUCCGGGAGCGUGUCAGCUAUCCCACAGCAGAGUGCUGCCAGCACCUGGGGAUGUUGUGCCUUUGCAGCCGAUGCUCUAGUGCAAGACUUCCUUCUUCUCUCUUCCCACACCAGGAAAAUGCACCCUCCACGUCUUCUGGGGCCACUGGCACUUCCUUCUCCUCUGUGCAAACAGAGCCUUAUCAACCCCCAGAGCAGGCAUCCGUAGCGCAGGAGGAGCAGGGGAUACUUAACAGGCCCUCUGCUUUCAGCACAGUUCAGAGCAGCACUGCUGGCAACACCCUGCGCAACCUUAGCCUGGGCCCCACGCGGCGGUCCCUCAGCGGGCCCUUGGCAGGCCACCAGUCCCGGUACCAACAGUCUGCGAGAGAGAUGGCUUCGGGCUUAGGUGGGUCUGACUGGUCCAGGACAGUGCUGAACAUGAGCUCUCGGUCAGAACUGGAAGCCAUGCCCCCCCCUAGGACCAGUGCCUCCUCCGUCAGCUUGCUGUCCGUGCUGAGACAGCAGGAGGGAGGUUCCCAGGCAUCGGUCUAUACCUCUGCAACAGAAGGGAGGGGCUUUCUGGCCCCGGGGGCUGAGGUGGACAGUGGUAGUAGCGCUGGCCCGAGCAAUGCGGCCAGCAUCCGUAAUGAGCUCCAGUGUGAUCUGAGGCGAUUCUUCCUGGAAUAUGACCGGCUUCAGGAGUUAGAUCAGGGGAUUGGUGGGGAGCCCAGCCAGGCGCAACAGGCUCAAGAAAUGCUCAACAACAACAUUGAGCCUGAUCGGCCGGGUCCCUCCCAUCAGCAGACUCCACACAGCAGUGAAAACAAUUCCAAUUUGUCCCGGGGUCACCUGAACCGCUGUCGCGCUUGUCAUAACCUGCUGACCUUUAACAAUGACACGCUGCGCUGGGAGAGAAGCACGCCUAGCUACACACCAGGGCAGGUCCAAAGCACGUUUGAGGGUGUGCCUCCAAAUACCAGCCAGGUGCAGCCUGCAGAGAGAACCGAGGGCAGAGCUCCUGCCUCUAGCAGGCUGCAGCUGGGCAGCUCUUCCACCCCGCAGGAGGAGAGGACCGUGGGAGUGGUCUUUAACCAGGAGACGGGGCACUGGGAAAGAGUUUACAGCCAGUCGGCUUCAAGCAGACCUGGGAAUGUAUCACAGGAGGCCUUAAACCAGGAAAUGCCUGAGGAAAGCUCAGAGGAGGAUUCACUCAGGAGGAGGUUACUGGAGUCUUCCCUCAUUUCAUUAUCCCGCUAUGAUGGAGCAGGGUCCCGGGAACAUCCCAUCUACCCAGAUCCAGCCAGGUUGUCUCCUGCUGCAUAUUAUGCUCAGAGGAUGAUCCAGUAUCUUUCCCGGAGGGACAGUAUUCGACAACGCUCUAUGCGAUACCAACAAAACCGCCUCCGCUCUUCCUCCUCCUCUUCUUCCACUUCAGAGAACUCAAGCCCGUCUGUAGAAGGAAAUGAUCUGGAAUUUGAAGAUUUUGAAAGGGACAAUGGAGACCGAUCCAGGCACCGAGCUCCCCGAAAUGCCCGUAUGUCUGCACCAUCGCUGGGGCGCUUUGUCCCAAGACGCUUCUUGCUGCCAGAGUACUUGCCUUACGCUGGGAUUUUCCAUGAACGGGGACAGCCUGGCUUGGCCACUCAUUCCUCUGUCAACAGGGUUUUGGCAGGUGCUGUGAUUGGAGAUGGACAGUCAGCUGUGGCCAGCAACAUUGCCAACACCACCUACCGCCUCCAGUGGUGGGACUUCACCAAGUUUGAUCUGCCUGAAAUCAGCAAUGCCUCUGUGAACGUGCUUGUUCAAAACUGCAAGAUUUACAAUGAUGCUAGCUGCGAUAUCUCUGCCGAUGGGCAGCUGCUGGCAGCCUUCAUUCCCAGCAGUCAGAGAGGCUUCCCCGACGAGGGAAUACUGGCUGUGUAUUCUCUGGCACCCCACAACUUGGGCGAGAUGCUUUACACAAAGCGAUUUGGCCCUAAUGCCAUUUCGGUGAGCCUGUCUCCAAUGGGCAGGUAUGUAAUGGUGGGACUGGCUUCCCGGCGUAUCCUGCUGCACCCCUCCACGGAACACAUGGUUGCUCAAGUCUUCAGGCUGCAACAGCCCCACGGUGGAGAAACCUCUAUGAGGAGAGUGUUCAACGUUCUUUACCCCAUGCCUGCCGACCAGAGAAGACAUGUCAGCAUAAACUCUGCUCGCUGGCUGCCCGAGCCAGGCCUGGGAUUGGCAUAUGGCACCAACAAAGGGGACCUGGUGAUCUGCCGACCAGAGGCCUUAAACUCUGGAGUUGAGUACCACUGGGACCAGCUGAAUGAGAAUGUCUUCGCUGUGCAUUCCAGUAGCAGGAGCACUGAGCGUCCUGGAACCAGCAGAGCCACAUGGAGGACAGACAGGGACAUGGGCCUGAUGAAUGCCAUAGGCCUGCAACCCCGAAACCCCCCCACCUCUGUGACUUCGCAGGGUACACAGACCUUGGCGCCUCAGCUGCAGAAUGCCGAGACUCAGACAGAGAGGGAGGUACAGGAGCAGGAAUCCGCCUCUGCAGGGACUGGGGAAGGUGAAGGUCCAGAAUAUGGGGCCAGUGGGGAGGAUGCGCUGAGUAGGAUCCAAAGGCUGAUGGCAGAAGGGGGCAUGACCGCUGUGGUCCAGCGGGAGCAGAGCACCACCAUGGCGUCCAUGGGUGGCUUUGGCAACAACAUCAUCGUGAGCCACCGGAUCCACCGCAGUUCUCAGACUGGUGCAGAGUCCACCGGAGCUGAGGGCACGUCAGCACAGCAGUCCACCUCACAGCAGCUGGCAGCUGAGCUGGAGGGACGGAUCCUUUCAGAGUCUAUGCAGCUGUCAGAGCACAGCCUGAGCCCGCGGACAGCCCCUAGCAGGAGUGAAGGACAAAGCGCUGGUGACCUGGACCUGCCAGAGCAGGCCCAGUCCUCCAUGGACACUGAGGGACCAAUGGAAUACAGUGACCUAACUAAUAAUAACCAUCUUCCUGACAGUACCAACUUCUAUAGUAAUGACAGCACCAGUGGGGAGUCGCAGAACAGGUAGAGAUUGAGUUGUGUGUUGGUGCUACCCUUGUACUGCUCAGCAGAGACCUGUACCUCACAGCUGGCCAGGAGCUGGAAGAGUAGGGACGUGUAGCUCGGACAGGGUGCUGGUGAUUCAGAGGGCUUCUCCAUCCCGGGUGGGCGGGAAGGGAUAAAAACUGCAAAGGAGGCCAUGGGGAAGAAAGCGUAUUUGACUUCCAGCGUUCCCACUGCUGAAGAGUUAACAGGAAUAUGAACCGUACUGGCUGCACAUCACCUAGAUUUUGAAGCCCCAUGGGAUCCCCUGCAAUUCGGUCAUUGUCAUCCUUUGUAAAGCUUCUUUCCUUUUCUCUUUCCUGCCCUUUUAUGCCCAGGGGCUAAUCAGUAGAGUGGAGAAAGGGAAGGGGGCCUGCUGCAUCCUUCUGGAGACAGGCAAUCCUACUGAGCAAACCUGGGCGUGAUGCUCCAGCUCCCUUGCUGGAGUGGAGGGGUCUUCCAGGCCACAGUCCUGCUCCGUGGCACAGCACUGCUCCCCCCUCAGUGUGUGGUGUUCCAAGACCCAUCCUGCUGUGCUGUGGUCUUUUCUGGGAAGAACUGGCCUUUGCCAAAACCUGUGUGGCUUGGGAUCUGCUCACAGGUGGAGAUCCUUCCUUUUUAGAUAGAUAGUUUAGUACUUGGCAGGAACCUGAGCAGAGCUGCUGUAUAGAUGGGUAGAGGGACAGGGGCUCCUGCACUCUAGUCAGGAUGCAGUUCACGCAGGGACGUUCUAAGCUGUGCCAAUAUUAACACGAAUGAGCCAUCCCAGUGGUUUCAUGGUGCCAGGACUGAGCUGCACCUCCUUGGCAGGGGGCAGGAAGUGUCUUGCAGCUCCAGGCCAGGGUGUGAGGUAUGGGUCUGUGAUGUGUAAGGUGUUGCAUGUGAAAUCUUGACCUUGUACAUGUAGUUUCUAGUGGAGAAAUCAAGGUUCUGAUAUUUUGUUUUUAGUCUCAAAUGUGAUUUUCCUUUUCGUUUGUAACUCUCCAUCCCUAGCAGGCUUGUGGAGGAAGGACGGGGAGAGCGUGAGUGCUAACGAGGGAAACACCAAAGAUCAAUGUCAUUAAAAUAUGACAAACCCUU